AUGGAAGCUAAUGGAUCACCACUAACUAAUAAGUAUUCCGAGGGGCUUCCUGGUGCACGUUAUUAUGGUGGGAAUGAAUAUAUUGAUCAGGUAGAAAGUAUUUGUCGCAAAAGAGCUUUACAAGCUUUCAGAUUGGAUUCUGAGGAAUGGGGCGUGAAUGUUCAACCUUAUUCUGGAAGCACAGCUAAUUUUGCUGCUUUAACUGCUUUGAUUCAACCUCACGAUCGAUUAAUGGGUUUGGAUUUACCAUCGGGUGGUCAUUUAACACAUGGUUGGCAAACAUCAAAGAAAAAAAUUUCCACUUCUUCAAUAUAUUUUGAAUCAAUGCCAUAUCGUGUCAAUCCUGAAACUGGAAUCAUUGAUUAUGAUCGUUUAGAAGAAAACGCCAAUCUUUUUCGUCCUAAACUUAUUAUAUGUGGCGCAAGUGCUUACGCUCGUGAUUGGGAUUAUGUCAGGUUAAGAAAGGUCGCAGAUCAACAUGAUGCCUUUUUUUUUGGAUGA
Molecule: messenger RNA, 501 nt
Organism: Entrophospora sp. SA101
Lineage: Eukaryota; Fungi; Glomeromycota; Glomeromycetes; Entrophosporales; Entrophosporaceae
Source: the annotation of a GenBank genome assembly